Molecule: messenger RNA, 1312 nt
Organism: Vigna unguiculata (cowpea)
Lineage: Eukaryota; Viridiplantae; Streptophyta; Magnoliopsida; Fabales; Fabaceae
Gene: RGP5
Product: Alpha-1,4-glucan-protein synthase family protein
Biological process (GO): UDP-L-arabinose metabolic process; plant-type cell wall organization or biogenesis
Cellular component (GO): plasmodesma; Golgi apparatus; cytosol
Molecular function (GO): UDP-arabinopyranose mutase activity
Source: RefSeq, a predicted model, not a curated record
UCAGCGCUAAGGAGGUAAAACAAGACAUUUAGUUUGUGAGAUAGUCUGUGUUCUGUACUCUGCAAGAUGUCUCAAGCAGUUAUCAACGAUAAUGAAGUGGAUAUUGUGAUUGCUGCACUGCACUCCGACCUCACAACUUUCAUGAAUGAAUGGAGGCCAAUUUUCUCCCGCUUUCACCUGAUAAUAAUACAAGAUCCUGACCUCAGAGAAGAACUACAAAUUCCUGAAGGAUUCAGGGCGGAUGUGUAUACAAAGGAUGAUAUUGAGCGAGUGGUGGGUUCCUCAUCUUCUAUUCGCUUCUCUGGCUACUCUUGUAGAUAUUUUGGCUUUCUAAUUUCACGGAAAAAGUAUGUUGUCUGUAUUGAUGAUGAUUGUGUUCCUGCAAAAGAUAUUGCGGGGUCUUUGGUGGAUGCUGUGGCUCAGCAUGUUUCGAACCUCCAGACUCCUGCCACCCCUUUCUUCUUCAAUACACUAUAUGAUCCAUUCCGAAAGGGUGCAGAUUUUGUUCGUGGUUACCCCUUUAGCCUGCGAGAGGGAGUUAACUGUGCUGUGUCAUGUGGGCUAUGGCUCAACAUGGCCGACCUUGAUGCUCCAACACAAGCUCUGAAGCCACGGCAGAAGAAUCUGCGAUAUGUAGAUGCAGUUUUGACUGUUCCUGCAAGAGCCUUGUUGCCAAUGAGUGGAAUCAAUAUUGCCUUUAACCGUGAAGCUAUUGGUCCAGCAAUAGGCCCGGCAUUGAGGUUAACAGGGGAAGGGAAACUGAGGUGGGAAACUGCGGAAGACAUAUGGUGUGGAAUGUGUGUGAAAGUUAUCUGUGACCACCUAGGCCUUGGUGUGAAAACUGGGCUACCCUAUAUCUGGAGAACAGAAAGGGGUGAUGCAGUUCAGAGCUUGAAGAAAGAGUGGGAAGGGGUGAAAUUGAUGGAGGAUGUUGUUCCUUUCUUUCAGUCACUGAAGUUGCCACAAUCAGCAACUACAGCAGAGGAUUGUAUGGUUGAGAUUGCCAAAACAGUGAAGGAACAACUAGGGAAGGUUCAUCCUGUGUUUUCUCAGGCUGCUGAAACCAUGGUAGAGUGGGUCAAGCUCUGGAAGACAGUAGCAUCUGCUUGAAGCUCCUGAACUCGAGGACCCUUGUAGGAGUGAAAUUCAAAUUCCCUUGGUUGGGUGGCUUCUAUAUUUCUUUAUUUUGUUUAACUAAUUUAUGUAUGUCUUCUUUUUUCUGGUUUGUUGUGAACUAAGCUUAAAUUUUACCUGACACAGAUAGACUAAAGGCUGAAUAAAAUGAUUAUAGUACUUUUUGGCUUUGUGACAA